AUGUCACAGACUAGGAGGAGCACGUACACCCGGGUGAGUACCAGCAGCGGCAGCAGCAGGAUGAGCUCGGACGGGGGCGGGCGGCCCAUCAAGGUGGGCUCCCUGGUGGAGGUGAUCGGGAAGGGGCAGCACGGCACCGUGGCCUACAUCGGCAACACGCUCUUUGCCUCUGGGAAAUGGGUGGGAGUCAUCCUGGACGAGGCCAAGGGCAAGAACGACGGCACCGUGCAGGGCAAACGCUACUUCACCUGCGCGGAGAAUCGUGGGAUAUUUGUGAGACAAUCACAGAUCCAGCUGGUUGACGAUGGAGCCGACACAACGUCUCCAGAGACUCCUGAGGCCAGCACCGGCAAGGUUCCCAAACGAGAGAUCCUGGAGACGCCCAAGUCCACUAAACUGACCACGGCCAGAAGGCCCAAGCAGCCCAGCCGACCUGUAGGUGGGAAAAGCACUGCGUCCGGCUCGGCCUCGGCCUCUGCUGGGGAGAUGAGCAGCAGCGAGCCCAGCACGCCGGCCCAGACCCCUCUGGCGGCUCCAAUCAUCCCCACCCUCCACUCCCCAGGAAACCCUCCGGCCCCCAUCCCCAGCAAGGAGGAGGAGGCGCUGCGUGUUCAGGUGAAGGACCUGGAGGAGAAGCUGGAGACGCUGAAGAUGAAGCGAAUGGAGGACAAGGCCAAGCUGAAGGAGCUGGAGAAGCACAAGAUCCAGCUGGAGCAGUUGCAGGAGUGGAAGACCAAGAUGCAGGAGCAGCAGGCCGAGCUGCAGAAACAACUCAAAGAGGCCAAGAGGGAGGCAAAAGAAGCCCUGGAGGCGCAGGAGCAUUACAUGGAGGAGAUGUCGGACACAGCGGAUGCGAUCGAGAUGGCCACACUGGAUAAGGAGAUGGCCGAGGAGAGGGCCGAGUCUCUGCAGCUGGAGGUCGACUCCCUCAAGGAGAAAGUGGACGAGCUCACCAUGGACCUGGAGAUCCUCAAGCACGAGAUCGAGGAGAAAGGUUCGGAUGGUGCUGCCUCUAGUUACCAUGUGAAGCAACUGGAAGAGCAGAAUGGGAGGCUGAAGGAAGCACUGGUCAGGAUGCGUGACCUGUCCUCUUCAGAGAAACAGGAACAUGUGAAGUUGCAGAAGCAGAUGGAGAAGAAGAACGUGGAGCUGGACACUCUGAGGAGCCAGAAGGAAAAACUGCAGGAGGAGAGGACGGCGGCAGAAAAGACCGUCGACGAGCUCAAAGAACAGGUGGAUGCAGCCUUGGGGGCGGAGGAGAUGGUGGAGAUGCUGACGGAGAGGAACCUGGACCUGGAGGAGAAAGUCAGGGAGAUGAGAGAGACGGUCACUGACCUGGAAGCUAUAAACGAGAUGAACGACGAGCUGCAGGAGAACGCCAGAGAGACGGAGUUGGAGCUGAGGGAGAUGUUGGAUCUCGGCGCCGCGAAAGUCAGAGAGUCCGGGAAACACGUUGAGGCAGCGCAGGAGACCGUAGCUGAUUACCAGCAGACCAUCAAGAAAUACAGAGAGCUCACUGCCCACCUGCAGGAGGUGAACAGAGAGCUGACCAGCCAGCAGGAAGCCUCAGCAGAGCUGCAGCAGCAGGCGCCGGCAGAGCUGUUUGAUUUCAAGAUUAAGUUUGCAGAGACGAAGGCCUAUGCCAAGGCGAUUGAGAUGGAGCUGAGGAAGAUGGAGGUGGGUCAGGCCAACAGACACGUUUCUCUUCUGACCUCCUUCAUGCCCGAGUCCUUCCUUCGUCAUGGUGGAGACCACGACUGCAUCCUGGUGCUGCUGCUCAUCCCCAGACUCAUCUGCAAGGCCGAGCUGAUCAGCAAACAGGCCCAGGAGAAGUUCGACCUGAACGAGAACUGUGUGGAUCGAGCCGGGCUGAAGGGAGCCGUCGGGGAGCAGCUGAGCUUCGCUGGCGGUUUGGUUUACUCGCUGAGUCUGCUGCAGGCCACGCUGCACAAAUACGAACAGGCUCUGGCUCAGUGCAGUGUGGAUGUCUAUAAGAAGAUCGGCUCUCUGUACCAGGAGAUGAGCGUCCACGAGCGUUCUCUGGAUUUCCUCAUCGACCUGCUGCACAAAGACCAGCUGGACGAGACGGUCAACGUGGAGCCGCUCACCAAGGCCAUUAAAUACUAUCAGCACCUCUACAGCAUCCACCUGGCCGAUCAGAGCGAGGACUGCACCAUGCAGCUGGCUGAUCACAUCAGAUUUACCCAGAGUGCCUUGGACUGCAUGGCGGUGGAGGUCGGACGGCUGCGGGCGUUCCUGCAUACGGGUCAGGAGAAGGCCGACCUCGCCGUGCUGCUGAAGGACCUGGAGACGUCCUGCAGCGACAUCCGACAGUUCUGCAAGAAGAUUCGCCGCAGGAUGCCUGGAACCGACGCGCCGGGCAUCCCAGCAGCUCUCAACUUUGGACAACAGGUGUGCGACACCCUCUCAGACUGCAGGAAACACCUGACCUGGGUGGUGGCGGUGCUGCAGGAAGUGGCGGCAGCCGGAGCUCAGAUGAUGUCGCCUCUCGGUGAACAGGAGGGGCUGUCUGCCGUCAAACUGGAGGAUGUGGCGUUCAAGGCAGGAGAGCAGAUUUAUGGAUCCCAGGGCUCCAGCCCCUACGAUUGUCUGCGUCAGUCCUGUGGCAUGGUCAUAGCCACCAUGAACAAGAUGGCCACCGCCAUGCAGGAGGGAGAAUAUGACUCAGAGAGGCCUCAGAACAAGAACCCUCCUCCUGUGGAUCUGCGAGGAGCUGCUCUUAGAGCUGAAAUCACCGAUGCAGAAGGUCUCGGCAUGAAGCUGGAGGACAGAGAGACGGUCAUCAAAGAGCUGAAGAAGUCUCUCAAGAUUAAGGGAGAGGAGCUGAGCGAGGCGAGCGUCCGUCUCAGUCUGCUGGAGAAGAAGCUGGACAGCUCGUCCAAAGAUGCAGACGAACGUGUUGAAAAGAUUCAGACUCGACUGGACGAGGCCCAGACUCUGCUGAAGAAGAAAGAGAAGGAGUUUGAGGAGACGAUGGACGCUCUGCAGGCCGACAUCGACCAGCUGGAGUCGGAGAAGGCCGAGCUGAAGCAGCGAAUCAACAGCCAAUCGAAGAUGACCGUCGACGGGCUCAGAGGAACCGGCCCGUCAGGAAUCGCUUCCAUCGUCACGGGAGCAGCAGGAGCAGCCAACGUGGUGCCCGGAGCCGGUUCGGGGGUCCAGGUGAUCGACUCUCCUCUGCUGACUCAGCAGAUUGAUGCUCAGAGACUCUGCAUCAAACACCUGAAGAACGACAACAACAGGCUGAAGGCUGAGAAGAUGCGCGCUCAGCUCGCCUCUCUUCCUCCUCUAAAUGUCACCAAACUUCCCUCCAGAGAGGGAGGUCGUCCUGAAGUGCUCUCCAGCGCCCUCUACCGCAAGACCGACCAGCUGCUGGAGACUCUGCUGCAAAUGAGUGCCAACGUCAAGGUGGUGGACAUCACUGGGAAAUCUCCUGUGACCCCUGGUGCUCAGCUGAUGGAACAGACGGCCAGAUUACAGUCCCUCAGCGACACACUGGGCAGAUUGAAGGACGAAGUAGCGGAGCACGUCAUCCACCAGCAGCCAGGAGCUCGCGUCUCGUCUGAUUUUGCGACGUUCCCUUCAACGUUGUUUGUUAAGGCGAAGGAGGAGAAGCAGGCCGACACGGUUCUGGUGGGUCGGGUCAUGGUUCCCUGUAACCGCGGCCAGGAGCAGAUCCACCGCCUCGUCCUGUCACAGUCUCAGCUGCAGCGAGUCCACAGUCUGCUGCAGACCUAGACUUCACCUGCGAUCCUACCUGCUGCACCACCACCACCACCACCAC
Anoplopoma fimbria (sablefish) is the source of this 3805-nucleotide messenger RNA. It is a transcript of the gene dctn1b, whose product is annotated as dynactin 1b. Gene Ontology annotation, cellular component: microtubule associated complex; kinetochore; axon. Bases 1 to 3759 code for a protein of 1252 amino acids. The transcript has 28 exons. Gene Ontology annotation, biological process: nuclear migration; establishment of mitotic spindle orientation. The record is from RefSeq and is a predicted model, not a curated record. Lineage: Eukaryota; Metazoa; Chordata; Actinopteri; Perciformes; Anoplopomatidae.